Messenger RNA from Spirodela intermedia, 2829 nucleotides. Lineage: Eukaryota; Viridiplantae; Streptophyta; Magnoliopsida; Alismatales; Araceae. The record is from the annotation of a GenBank genome assembly.
AUGGCCCCUCUCCAGGCGUUCCUCGCCAACUCCGCCUGGUUCGCAGCUGGGUCAGCGGUGGCGGCGUCUUCAGCAUUCCCUCGGUUUGUUGGGUUGGAGAAUUGGGGAGUAUCUGCUUCGGCCGUCGACCGUGCCCACCCUUCCGGGGUCUCUGCAUGUCUCGCCUCCGAGCCCAAAAAGGCGGCGCCGCCGCCGCCGCCGGCGAAUCUUGGCGGGCGGCUACAUUGCGAGGAGAGCAAGCGAGUUAUCCGGACUGAGGCAGAAGUAUUCGUCAGGACCUAUGCAAGAACACCGGUCGUCAUCCAGAGUGGCCGUGGUUGCAAACUCUACGAUGUCGAAGGGCGGGAGUAUCUCGACAUGGCGGGAGGGAUCGCCGUCAACUCGAUCGGGCACGGAGACCCGGAUUGGGUUAAGGCGGUGGUCGAGCAGGCAGGCACGUUGACUCACGUCAGCAAUAUCUACUAUACUCUUCCCCAGGUAAGAGAUUUCUUUCUCUGAGAUUUAUAUCUAGCCAGAAGAAGCGCGUUGUCUACUGAUUAUUUCGUCAAUCGGAAUGGUGGUGCUUGAUGAUGGUUUGAUCUCGGGCUUCUUCAUCGUUCCGUCAUCUUUUGCAUCGCAGGUUGAGCUCGGAAAACGACUGGUGGACUGUUCUUUCGCCGACCGAGUCUUCUUCACGAACUCUGGAACAGAAGCGAAUGAAGCGGCGAUUAAGUUUUCCAGGAAAUUUCAGAGGUCGUCGCACUCUGGCGAUGAAGAAGCUCCUACGGAGUUCAUCGCCUUCUCCAAUUGUUUCCAUGGCCGGACGAUGGGCGCCCUCGCCCUGACGAGCAAGGAGCAGUACAGGACGCCUUUUGAGCCACUCAUGCCUGGAGUUACCUUCCUAGAGUACGGGGACAUUGAAGCUUCCAAGAACGCUAUAAAAUCUGGCAAAGUGGCUGCGGUCUUCGUGGAGCCAAUUCAGGGCGAAGGUGGAAUAUACAGCGUCACCAAGGAGUUCUUACUGGCUCUGCGUUCUGCUUGCGAUGAAGCUGGUGCACUCCUGGUUUUCGAUGAGGUAAGAGCUUUAUUUGGCAUCUGGGCAUGGUCAGUAUCGCUUCAUUUCUUCUCCCAAAGCACUCCUCCCGCACAUAUCUACAGUGUUUUUUCUAUGCAAAAAUUGAUUUUUUCAGAUUAUUGAAAGUGCUUAUUUCAGCUUAUAGUCAUUGAUGAUGAUUUCACUCAGAUGGGUUCACCCUGAUUAUUAGCCCUCUAAUAACGCUCUAAAACUCAUACUCUUGAUGACUACUACUUAUUUGCUGUAGAAUUUCGUGUUUUAACCUUAGUGGAAAAUUUUCAUGUAUCCGAUGAUCUAAUCACUUGUUAGGAAUUUAUACGCUGUAGUCAUUUAGUCAUUUAUCCAGGGUCUCAGCCCCUCUUGUUGACUGAUGUAGUUUCCUCUGUUUUUCGGAGAACAGAGGGGAGGAGCAGCGGAAAGCUGCCUCGAUUUUCAUUGAUGUUUCUCUCGAAUUAUAUAGGGAGGGAACCCUACACCGCAAUUCCUAGAAUCCCCUUAGGCUACACCGUAAUAUGUCAAGCUCGGCAUGAUCAUCCCAGGUUGGUGCAAUGAACUCGUCUAGGCUGGUAUAAAAGUAUAUAGACAAGCGCUGAUAAACAUCCAUGAGAUCCCCUGUUUCAGCAACCUGAAAGAGACUGAUUGGCAGUGAGUGGAGCUAGAGUGGGAGAACACAAACCAUGAUUCAUGUUUUCUAAUCAUUUAAUCUGUAAUUCAAAUUUAAUUACUAGUGAUCAUCGACGAAGCUACAGUUCAUGUGGAGCAACGGGAUGAGGAAUGGAGAUGGAUUAAGCGGACUAUCGAGAUAUAUUCCUUGAGAUUAAUGGGGGAAGAGAGGGGAGAGGGUGAGCAUCUCCUGUUGAUUUCCUUCUUGUUACUGCUUUGCUCCUGUGCUUCAUAAUGUGGUGGCCUCAUAACACUUUAAAAUCAUCCUCCACAGUUUAUGGAAUCCGUUUUGCCUCAAUACAAGAUCCUGCCAUAGCUUAUCUGAUCAUGCCCACUAUAGGCUUCUGCAAUCAAUGGUUUUUGCCUUUGGCAUAUGAGAUCGGAUCACGAGGCUCAGUUUUAGUCAUGAGACGAGACCCAUCGAGAGCUUUGAGGGUUUUAUGGAGAAAUAUUAUUUUUUUCUGGUGGGCUUAAAGUACUUGUAAUUCUCUCAAUAUUUCAUCUACAUCGUUCUGAUUAGUCCUAAACCAUCCACCCUCGUUGAAAUUCCGGCUGCCAUGUGGGUUCUCCAGGUUCAAUGCGGGCUGGGCCGGAGCGGGUUCCUCUGGGCCCAUGAGGCCUUCGGCGUAUACCCCGACAUAAUGACACUUGCGAAGCCGCUGGCCGGAGGCCUGCCCAUUGGCGCCGUCCUGGCCACCGAAAGGGUCGCCGCCAGCAUCGGAUUCGGCGACCAUGGCAGCACCUUCGCCGGAGGGCCGCUGGUUUGCCACGCCGCGCUAGCGGUUCUCGACAAGAUUCAGAGCCCCGGGUUCUUGGAGGGCGUCUUGAAGAAGGGCGUCCACCUGAGAGAAUUGCUCUCCAAGAAGCUGGGGGGGAGCCGGCACGUGAAGGAGGUGCGCGGGUUCGGGCUCAUAGCGGGGAUCGAGCUGGACGUCCCGGCAGCUCCCCUCGUCGAGGAGUGCCUGAGCUCCGGCCUUCUGGUCCUCACGGCAGGGAAGGGCAACAUCGUGCGGCUCGUCCCGCCGUUGAUAAUAUCCAAGGAGGAGAUCGAACUAGCCGUGGAGAUCAUAUCCAGGUGCUUGCCGGCUCUUGAUCGUGGGAGCUCCAGUUAA